This is a messenger RNA of Nannospalax galili (Upper Galilee mountains blind mole rat), 3955 nucleotides long. It is a transcript of the gene Ror2, whose product is annotated as receptor tyrosine kinase like orphan receptor 2. Bases 220 to 3063 code for a protein of 947 amino acids. NCBI's taxonomy places the organism in Eukaryota, Metazoa, Chordata, Mammalia, Rodentia, Spalacidae. Gene Ontology annotation, molecular function: protein binding; ATP binding; transmembrane receptor protein tyrosine kinase activity. The transcript is spliced from 9 exons. Gene Ontology annotation, cellular component: signaling receptor complex. Gene Ontology annotation, biological process: cell surface receptor protein tyrosine kinase signaling pathway; positive regulation of kinase activity; multicellular organism development. The record is from RefSeq and is a predicted model, not a curated record.
GGGACGCCGGAGCCCGCGUCCCGGAGCCUCCGAAGCCAGCCCGAGCCCUGGCUGCAGCUGAGCAGCGCAUCGGGCCCGGGAGAAAGGGACGGCGGGGUGGUCCUCGAAGACCAGCUUGCAAAGCGCGGGGAGGAAGGAGCGGACGCGCGGCGGGCAGGGGCGGAGGCGCCCGGACCCGAAGCGCGAAGGCCUAGCGUGCAGCGGGGCUACCGGGUAUCCAUGGCCCACAGCAUGGCCCGGGGCUGGGCGCGGCCGUCGUGCGCCUCUCUGUGCGCCCGAGCCGUCUGGGCGGCUGCCGCGUUUCUGCUCUGGACGCCCUGGACCUCAGGUGAAGUGGAAGAUCCUGAUCCAAGUGACCAUUUGGGACAACUUGAUGGACCAGACAGUCCACUUCCCACUCUGAAAGGUUAUUUUCUGAAUUUUCUGGAGCCAGUCAACAAUAUCACCAUUGUCCAGGGCCAGACUGCAAUUCUGCACUGCAGGGUGGCAGGAAACCCACCCCCCAACGUGAGGUGGCUGAAGAACGACGCCCCAGUCGUGCAAGAACCACGAAGGGUCAUCAUCCGGAAAACAGAAUACGGCUCUCGGCUGCGGAUCCAAGACCUGGACACGACAGACACCGGCUACUACCAGUGCGUGGCCACCAACGGGGUGAAGACCAUCACUGCCACCGGAGUCCUGUAUGUGCGGCUUGGUCCAACACACAGCCCAAACCACAACUUUCAGGAUGACUACCAGGAGGACGGCUUCUGUCAGCCUUACCGGGGGAUUGCCUGUGCGCGCUUUAUCGGAAACCGGACUAUUUACGUGGACUCUCUCCAGAUGCAGGGGGAGAUUGAAAACCGAAUCACAGCUGCCUUCACGAUGAUCGGCACCUCUACGCACCUGUCUGACCAGUGCUCACAGUUUGCCAUCCCAUCCUUCUGCCACUUCGUCUUUCCUCUGUGCGAUGCCCGCUCCCGGGCACCCAAGCCUCGGGAGCUGUGCCGAGAUGAGUGCGAAGUGCUGGAGAGUGACCUGUGCCGCCAGGAGUACACCAUCGCCCGCUCCAACCCGCUCAUCCUCAUGCGGCUCCAGCUGCCCAAAUGUGAAGCGUUGCCCAUGCCCGAGAGCCCAGAUGCUGCCAACUGCAUGCGCAUCGGAAUCCCAGCCGAGAGGCUGGGCCGCUACCACCAGUGCUACAACGGCUCGGGCUCAGAUUACAGGGGCAUGGCCAGUACCACCAAGUCAGGCCACCAGUGUCAGCCAUGGAUCCUACAGCACCCUCAUAGUCAUCACCUGUCCAGCACAGACUUCCCCGAGCUGGGAGGGGGCCACGCCUACUGCCGGAACCCCGGGGGCCAGAUGGAAGGCCCAUGGUGCUUUACGCAGAAUAAAAACGUACGCAUGGAACUGUGUGACGUACCCCCGUGUAGUCCCCGAGACGGCAGCAAGAUGGGGAUUCUAUACAUCCUGGUUCCCAGCAUUGCCAUCCCCCUAGUCAUCGCCUGCCUUUUCUUCCUGGUCUGCAUGUGCCGUAACAAGCAGAAGGCCUCGGCCUCCACCCCACAGCGCCGGCAGCUGAUGGUUUCACCCAGCCAGGACAUGGAGAUGCCACUCAUCAGCCAGCACAAACAGGCAAAACUCAAAGAGAUCAACUUGUCUGCAGUGAGGUUCAUGGAGGAGCUGGGCGAGGACCGGUUUGGGAAAGUCUACAAAGGCCAUCUGUUUGGGUCCGCUCCAGGAGAGCUGACCCAGGUAGUGGCCAUCAAGACGCUGAAGGACAAGGCAGAGGGGUCCCUACGGGAGGAGUUCCGGCAGGAGGCUAUGCUGCGGGCACGCCUGCAGCACCCCAACAUUGUCUGCCUACUGGGUAUGGUGACCAAGGACCAGCCCCUGAGCAUGAUCUUCAGUUACUGCUCACACGGUGACCUCCAUGAGUUUCUGGUCAUGCGCUCACCACACUCUGAUGUGGGCAGCACGGACGAUGACCGCACGGUGAAGUCUGCCCUGGAGCCCCCUGACUUUGUGCAUGUAGUGGCACAGAUUGCUGCGGGCAUGGAGUAUCUAUCCAGCCACCACGUGGUCCACAAGGACCUGGCCACACGCAAUGUGCUGGUGUAUGACAAGCUUAACGUGAGGAUCUCAGACUUGGGUCUCUUCCGUGAGGUGUAUUCUGCUGAUUACUACAAGCUUAUGGGCAAUUCGCUGCUGCCUGUCCGCUGGAUGUCACCUGAGGCAAUCAUGUAUGGCAAGUUCUCAAUCGACUCUGACAUCUGGUCCUAUGGCGUGGUGCUCUGGGAGGUCUUCAGUUAUGGACUGCAGCCCUACUGUGGGUACUCCAACCAGGAUGUGGUGGAGAUGAUCCGUGGCCGGCAGGUGUUGCCCUGUCCUGAUGACUGCCCCGCCUGGGUCUAUGCCCUCAUGAUCGAAUGCUGGAAUGAGUUCCCCAACCGGAGGCCCCGCUUUAAGGACAUUCACAGCCGACUCCGGGCCUGGGGCAACCUGUCCAACUACAACAGCUCAGCGCAAACUUCAGGAGCCAGUAACACCACACAGACCAGCUCCCUGAGUACCAGCCCUGUGAGCAAUGUGAGCAACACCCGCUAUAUGGCACCUAAGCAGAAGGCCCAACCCUUCCCACAGCCUCAGUUUAUUCCCAUGAAAGGCCAGAUCAGACCCCUGGUGCCCCCAGCCCAGCUCUACAUCCCUGUCAAUGGCUACCAGCCAGUGCCAGCCUAUGGGGCUUACCUGCCCAACUUCUACCCAGUCCAGAUCCCCAUGCAGAUGGCCCCACAGCAGGUACCACCUCAGAUGGUCCCCAAGCCCAGCUCACACCACAGUGGCAGCGGUUCCACCAGCACGGGCUAUGUUACCACAGCACCCUCCAACACAUCUGUGGCUGACAGGGCAGUCCUACUGUCUGAGGGCACUGAGGAGGCACAGAAUGUCCCAGAAGAUGUGGCCCAGAGCCCUAUGCAGGAAGCAGAGGAGGAGGAGGAAGGCUCUGUCCCAGAGACCGAGCUCCUGGGAGACACUGACACUCUACAGAUGAAUGAGGCCCAUGUCCAGCUGGAACCCUGAGUAGCAUGCAGAGCCUGGAACAUCAGGAGAGAAGACCCUACUGUUACCAUAUGGGGCCUCAGACAGCUUUGAGAAGUCAAACAGCAGCUCACCAGAGCCCAGAGACUGGUAGGCUGGGUUGCAGUCCUGCCAACCUUAGACCGUGUGAAAUCCUGUACCUGUCUCCUGUGCUCUCUGCACUCAGAGCUGCCAUUGCAAUCCCCAGUUUGGCUGGAGGCCAUUUCAGACAGCAGGCCAACCUGGGCAGGAGGCCCAGCAGCAUGAUCUCCUCAGAACAGGACAGGGAGACCUCACCACCACCUGCCUUUAUCCUGAUGGUAGAUGGGUAGUGAUCUGAGUAUGCUGUGCAAAGAAACAGGCUGCGUCUUCACUCCCUGUGUCUAACGACUGAGGAUUCAGAACUGGGGGAAAACAGGGCUGCAAAGGGCAGCAGAGAGGCAUCUUGGGUUUGAGGUGCUCAGCAAGCCUCCUACUGGCUAGAGGGUGAGGGCCGCCCUUUCCUCUCUACUGCCCCCUGCUGCUUGUGAUCUUUUUAUCAGCUAUAGGCCAGCACAAGCAGGGUGUGCCACCUGCCGGAAUCUAAGGAGAGAAGGGCUUCUAAAACAAAUGGGAGCGCCUCACAUUAAAGAGAAUGUGCCUUUACGGAAACCUACACGAUUUUGUAUUUUUGUGAAGUGUUUUAAUUGUACUGCGUGUGUAUUUUGCCUACUUUUCUGGAAUUCAAGGGAAAGUGCUAACUGGGUUUAGAAUGUUCAAAAGGAAGCAAUAUUGUACAGAAAACAGUAUUUGUUAAUGUUUUUAAAAGAAUCACCUUAAAUGUAAUUUAUAUGGUUUUCUGUGUGACAUUUUCAUGAAAGCGUUUUGAUCCUAAAUAAUGGCUUAGUAGUUUAAA